AUGAAUUUUUACAGACAACGUUUUUUUCAUGUUUUAGCCUUUCGUUUGUGUUGCUGCUUUUUCUCUAAUACUUGGUUUGUUCCUGAUGAGUAUUUUCAGAGUGUUGAGGUUGCUUAUCAUAUAGUCUAUGGAAAAGGACAUUUAUCUUGGGAAUGGUUACCUGAAUGGGCACUUCGUUCUCCCUUACAUCCUUUAAUUUAUGCUUUUCCUUUUUGGUUGUUAAAAUUAUUUUGUCUUGAUUUUGGCUUCAUUAUUAGAUGGAUACCUAAUAUUAUUCAUGCUUUUUUGUUUGCAAUUGCUGAUAUUUGUUUUAUUAAUUGGGCAAAAUCUGUUAUUGGAUUUUCUUUAGAUGCCUUGUAUAUUAUCCUUCCACUAUAUUUUACAAAUUGGUUUAUUGUUUAUUGCUCAACAAGAACAUUAUCAAAUACUUUAGAAUGUUGUUUAAUGUUAAUUGCACUCAAUUUUUACACUAAAAACGAUGCAAAUUAUGUGGAAACGAAGAAAAAUGAUGAUUCUGAAGAAGAAAAUGAGGCAAACUUUUCAAUUCCAAAAAUUGAUUCUUUUUGUAUUUGUUUAAUUUUUGUGUCAAUAGCUGCAGUUAUUAGGCCAACAACUUGGUUAUUAUGGAUACCUCUCUGUUAUGGCCAUUUUGUUUUUUAUUUAUUGGAAGGACUUGAUGUAAUUAAUCAAGAAAUUAUUACAAAAAGAAUGGAAGAAUAUAUUUUGAGUUAUUCUCCUUUUGUUAUCAUCAUUCCAUUGUUCACUUUUAUUCUUGAUUCAUUUUACUAUGGACGUCCAACUUCAACAUUUUUCAAUUUUUUUCAUUUUAAUAUAAUCAAAAGUGGAAAUGCUUUAUUUGGUUCACAUCCUUGGCAUUGGUAUUUUACUCAAGGAUUGCCUUCAAUUUUGUUAUUUGCUUCAAUUCCGUUAUUUACAAUUUUGGUUAAAUUAAUUAGAUCUCGUUUUUAUGUUGAUGUUCGAUUGGAUAGAAGGUUUUUUUAA
This is a messenger RNA of Meloidogyne enterolobii, 1002 nucleotides long. The record is from the annotation of a GenBank genome assembly. Lineage: Eukaryota; Metazoa; Nematoda; Chromadorea; Rhabditida; Meloidogynidae.